AUGACAGUAUCAUAUGUCUCUGUAUUCCGCAUCAUAGCCUUCAUUGCCGAGAAGUCUAGCUUGUUCAGAGAUUCCCAUGCUUUCAUCGAGGACUUUGUAGCCAUCAAAGAAGAGAUGCGCUCGAAGCUAGGUAUCAAGAGUCCUCCAUCUGGCGGACUUAGGGAUUUCUUCGACUAUAAGAUUGAGUCUGAUUUCUAG
Molecule: messenger RNA, 198 nt
Organism: Cadophora gregata
Lineage: Eukaryota; Fungi; Ascomycota; Leotiomycetes; Helotiales; Ploettnerulaceae
Exons: 1
Coding region: 1-198 (65 amino acids)
Source: RefSeq, a predicted model, not a curated record